Staurois parvus is the source of this 283-nucleotide messenger RNA. NCBI's taxonomy places the organism in Eukaryota, Metazoa, Chordata, Amphibia, Anura, Ranidae. The record is from the annotation of a GenBank genome assembly.
AGGAAACCUCUCAAGCGAUACACACCAAACUGAGCAUGUGCAGAGUGUCUCCACACCAUACAUCUUAUCAGGAGAUAAGAAGGGGAUACUGGAAGAAGGAGAGGAUCAGAGAAGUCAGGAUCAAACAGUUUUUUUACACAAUGCAGAAGAUUAACCCGUAGGUACUACAAUGAGAAUAACGAGCAUGCUUUACUGCCAGGGGUGGACUGACAACUCAUGGGGCCCCUGGGCAAUAGGGGAUCAUGGGGCCCCUGUGUCCUUGCCCAAACUCAAAAAAGCCUAU